Molecule: messenger RNA, 4121 nt
Organism: Cololabis saira (Pacific saury)
Lineage: Eukaryota; Metazoa; Chordata; Actinopteri; Beloniformes; Belonidae
Product: phospholipid-transporting ATPase IH-like
Exons: 30
Coding region: 111-3716 (1201 amino acids)
Biological process (GO): phospholipid translocation
Cellular component (GO): trans-Golgi network; plasma membrane; recycling endosome
Molecular function (GO): ATP binding; magnesium ion binding; ATP hydrolysis activity
Source: RefSeq, a predicted model, not a curated record
AUGGAUGCCGGGGGAGACUCCCGCACUAGGUAGCGCUCACGGAGAGAGCGCACCGUCCCCGUGGCACCGCGCACCGCCGCGGGGCGCACCGCCGCGGGGCCAAAGGGACGAUGGACUUCAGCCUGAUCCGGAGCCUCAUCAGCAGAUACUGUGUGGGGGAGGAGAUCUGGGUGGACAGUCGGACGGUGUAUAUCGGACAUAAAGAACCCCCUCCGGGUGCCGAGGCCUACAUCCCCCAGCGUUACCCCGACAACCGCAUCGUCUCUUCCAAGUACACCUUCUGGAGCUUCAUCCCCAAGAACCUGUUCGAACAGUUCAGAAGAAUCGCCAACUUCUACUUCCUGGUCAUAUUUCUGGUCCAGCUGAUCAUCGACACCCCCACCAGCCCCGUCACCAGCGGCCUGCCCCUCUUCUUUGUUAUCACCGUCACCGCCAUAAAGCAGGGCUACGAGGACUGGCUGCGACACAAGGCCGACUGCUCCACAAACGAGUGUCCGGUGGACGUGGUGCAGCAGGGGAAGGUGGCGAGGACACAGAGUCACAAGCUGCGGGUGGGAGACGUGGUGGUGGUGCGGGAGGACGAGACGUUCCCCUGUGAUCUCAUCCUUCUGUCCUCCAGCCGCUACGACGGGACCUGCUACGUCACCACCACCAGCCUGGACGGAGAGUCCAGUCACAAGACCUACUACGCCAUCCCCGACACCAUGGCCUUCAGGACGGAGCAGGAGGUGGGAUCUCUGCACGCCACCAUUGAAUGUGAACAACCACAGCCGGACCUCUACAAAUUCGUGGGACGCGUCAACAUUUACAAGGACAAAGACGAGCCAGCAGUGAGGACACUGGGAGCGGAGAACCUGCUCCUGAGAGGAGCCACGUUGAAGAACACGCAGCACAUCUACGCGGUCGCCGUCUACACCGGCAUGGAGACCAAGAUGGCCCUGAACUAUCAGUCCAAGUCCCAGAAGCGCUCUGCCGUGGAAAAGUCCAUGAACGCCUUCCUCGUCGUGUACUUGUGCAUCCUGAUCAGCAAGGCGGUGAUCAACACGGUGCUGAAGUACGCGUGGCAGUGGUCGCCCGGCCGGGACGAGCCCUGGUACAACCACCGCACCGAGGCGGAGCGCCAGCGGCCCGUGCUGAUCCGAGCCUUCACCGACUUCCUGGCCUUCAUGGUUCUGUUCAACUACAUCAUCCCGGUGUCCAUGUACGUCACCGUGGAGAUGCAGAAGUUCCUGGGCUCCUACUUCAUCACCUGGGACGAGGAGAUGUUCGACGAGGAGCUGGGCGAGGGAGCGCAGGUGAACACGUCGGACCUGAACGAGGAGCUGGGACAGGUGGAGUACGUGUUCACGGAUAAGACCGGCACCCUGACGGAGAACAACAUGGAGUUCAUCGAGUGCUGCGUGGACGGAAACGUCUACAUCCCUCACGCCAUCUGCAACGGGCAGAUCCUCAGCGCCGCCUCCAGCAUCGACAUGAUCGACUCCUCGCCGGGGGGGUACCGGAGGGAAUACGAGGACCUGUUUUUCCGGGCGCUGUGCCUGUGCCACACGGUGCAGGUGAAGGAGGAGGAGACGGUGGACGGCAUCAAGAGGGGCAUCCACCAGGGCCGGCCCACCUCCUUCUACAUCUCCUCGUCGCCGGAUGAGGUGGCUUUGGUGGAAGGGAUGAAACGACUGGGCUACACGUACCUGAGGCUGAAAGACAACCACAUGGAGAUCCUCAACAAGGACGACGAGAUUGAAAGGUUUGAGCUGCUCCACGUGCUGAACUUCGACUCGGUCAGAAGAAGAAUGAGCGUCAUAGUCAAGUCGGGUUCAGGAGAGUACCUGCUGUUCUGUAAAGGUGCCGACUCGUCCAUUUUUCCCCGAGUCGUGUCUGGAAAGGUGGAGCAGGUGAAGGCGCGGGUGGAGCAGAACGCUGUCGAGGGGCUGCGGACGCUGUGCGUCGCCUACCGCCGGCUGUCGGAGGCCGAGUACCGGGACGCCUGCGUCCGCCUGACCGAAGCCAAGCUGAGCCUGCAGGACCGGGAGCAGCGGCUGGCGCAGGCCUACGACGCCAUCGAGAGGGAGCUGGUGCUGCUGGGAGCCACGGCGGUGGAGGACAGGCUGCAGGAGAAAGCCGCCGACACCAUCGAGUCGCUGCACAAGGCCGGGAUGAAGGUGUGGGUCCUGACGGGGGACAAGAUGGAGACGGCCGCCGCCACCUGCUACGCCAGCAAGCUGUUCCGGCGCAGCACCCAGAUCCUGGAGCUGACCAAGAAGCGCACGGAGGAGCAGAGCCUGCACGACGUGCUGUUCGAGCUGAGCCGCACCGUGCUGCGGCAGCGCUCCAUGUCCGGGCUGUCGGUGGACUGCCAGGACUUCGGCCUGAUCAUCGACGGCGCCACGCUCUCCGCCAUCCUGAAGCCCGGCCAGGCGGCCGUCGUCCACGGCAACUACAGGGAGGUUUUCCUGGAGAUCUGCCGCAACUGCAGCGCGGUGCUCUGCUGCCGCAUGGCGCCGCUGCAGAAGGCCCAGAUCGUGAAGCUGAUCAAAGCCUCCAAGGAGCAUCCCAUAACCCUCGCCAUCGGCGACGGAGCCAACGACGUCAGCAUGAUCUUGGAGGCGCACGUGGGAAUCGGCAUCAUGGGUAAAGAGGGCCGGCAGGCGGCCAGAAACAGCGACUACGCCAUUCCCAAGUUCAAGCAUCUGAAAAAGAUGCUGCUGGUUCACGGCCACUACUACUACAUCCGGAUCGCCGAGCUGGUGCAGUACUUCUUCUACAAGAACGUGUGCUUCAUCUUUCCCCAGUUCCUGUACCAGUUCUUCUGCGGGUUCUCCCAGCAGCCGCUGUACGACACGGCGUACCUGACGCUGUACAACAUCAGCUUCACCUCGCUGCCCAUCCUCCUGUACAGCCUGGUGGAGCAGCACGUCGCCAUGGAUACGCUGAAGAGGGACCCCUCCCUGUACAGGGACGUUUCAAAGAACUCGCUGCUGCGCUGGCCCGUGUUCCUGUACUGGACCUGCCUGGGCGUGUUCGACGCCGUCGUCUUCUUCUUCGGUGCCUAUUUCCUGUUCGACAACACCACCUUCACCAGCAACGGCCAGCUUAUGACCACCAACACACAGAUGAUGUUUGGGAACUGGACGUUUGGGACUCUGGUCUUCACUGUGCUGGUGUUCACGGUCACGUUUAAGCUGGCCUUGGACACGCACCACUGGACCUGGAUCAACCACUUCGUCAUCUGGGGGUCGCUGCUUUUCUACGUUAUUUUCUCCCUCCUCUGGGGCGGCAUCAUCUGGCCCUUCCUGAACUACCAGAGGAUGUACUACGUGUUCAUGCAGAUGCUGUCCAGCGGUCCGGCCUGGCUCAGCAUCAUCCUCCUCAUCACCAUCAGCCUGCUGCCGGACGUCAUCAAGAAGGUCCUCUGCAGGGCCCUUUGUCCCACGGCCAUCGAGCGAGCGCAGGAAACGGAGAAGCUGCUGCCGGGUCAUGUGACCUCGUGGUCCCCGCUGUCCUGUUGUCGCCCCGGCGACGGCGCGGGAGCCGACCCGUCCCACCUCCACCUCGGCGCUGCAGAGACGCGGUCCCUCCGCAGGGCCGAUCCUCUUCCGCAGAAGCUCCUGGCCCGCCUGGCGGAGGGCGGGGGGGAAGACCGCUGCCCCGUCAGCGUGGUCCGACUCUCGGGGGCCGGAUUCGUGUGCUACGCUCCCGGACCGGAGACCUCGGUCUAGCCGGGGAACAAACAAACAAAAAAGAAGCAGUUUCUGAAACUAUGUCUGAAAGAAACAACGAAAACGACCAACGAUCAAGGAUUUCUGAAACCAAGCAAACAUGUUCACACACUUCAUUUCACCACGUGCAUUUCCUGGGCGACACCUGGGGGGACUUCCUGUCCAGGUGCCCUGACUCCGCCUUCUCACCAGUCUUUGUUUUGGCCCCGCCCCCUUCUCGGCCCAUUCAGAGUUCCCACUCGGGAGUAGUCCGGGGACUAAACGGGGGGCCACCUCCCGGACGGGCCCCCUCCUGGUGGGGAACCCACUAGGGAUGGGCGGUAUGGACUAAAAGAUUUAUCACAAUAAUUUCUGGCAUUUAUCCUGAUAACGAUAAGAAUGACGAUAAAAAAAAUACCAUUUCAA